CGUAGAAGUAGAAGUAGAAGCGGAAGAAGUGUUAGUUAGUUAGGUGUACGCAACGCAUUCGUCAUUUUAUUUCCAAAAGCCGGUCCACAUUGUAGAACUUUCAGCUUUGUCAUAAAUUUCGUCCCCAAACCUAUAGUUUAAUUUUCAUCCGUGCAAUUUGCAUUAUACUUUCUUCUUUUUACUUUAACUUUUGGAAAUUACAUUUUCGACAUGGGUGUUGAGGUACUGACAAUUUCUCCUGGUGACGGCCAAACCUUUCCAAAGACUGGCCAGACAGUAGUUGUUCACUAUACAGGUACACUUGAAAAUGGCGUUAAAUUUGAUUCCUCCAGGGAUCGAGGUUCACCAUUUAAGUUCCGCAUCGGAAAAGGAGAAGUUAUUAAAGGGUGGGACCAAGGCGUCGCUCAGAUGAGUGUUGGACAAAGAGCCAAGUUGACCUGUUCCCCAGACUACGCUUACGGAUCGUGUGGACAUCCUGGAAUUAUCCCUCCAAAUGCUACGCUGAUAUUCGAUGUCGAACUACUGAAGGUGGAGCCAUAAGUUGUUUCGCUUCAAGAACUGAAAAACCUUUUUAGGAAUGUAACAUCAAAACUAACACUAUACCAUAUGUUACUGUUCUUCAACAUAGUUUUUGGUUUGUAUUAAGCAGUUUAAAUUUAAAUCCUUCAUAAAUUUAAAUGUAAAUAAUAUAUGUUUUAAAUGUUUCUAAUUGGACAAUUCUGCUGGUUGCAUUCCUAAUUGCUCUAUUAAAUCAAUUAUAAGAAAUCGGAGUUUACUGGUAUCUGCCAUAUUAGUUUAUCUUUGAAUUAUUUAGUCCUAUUUUGCAAUUUGUUCGGAAUUUGAAGUUAUUAAGCUUUUAAUAUACUCAGGGAAUUCGGGCCCCUUAUGCAUUGUGAUGUAGGUAAUUACGUAGUUUUGGGUAACCAGAUCUUCCACUAAUCUGAAAUUUUAAAAUUUUGUUAUUGUGAAUCAUUAACUAAGUGUUGCAUUAGAUCUGUCGUUGUGGAUGUAGUUAUUUGUGGGGUUAACUUUUAAAAGGUAUCAAACUUCUGUUUCAGUUUUAUAACAAAUGCAUUAGCAAAUAUUACUUAGCGAUAUCUUUUGUCUCAAAUGUAAGUUAAAUGUUUUGGUAUAGUAUUUUUAUUCUAUAUGUAGCAUUAUGAAUAAUUCUGUAACUCUUGAAGUGGCAAUGUAACUCUUAAAUGUAUCUGAAUAAACAUUUUCAUUUGAAAUUUAUUUUUCUAA
This is a messenger RNA of Macrosteles quadrilineatus (aster leafhopper), 1245 nucleotides long. Its product is annotated as peptidyl-prolyl cis-trans isomerase FKBP1A-like. Gene Ontology annotation, molecular function: peptidyl-prolyl cis-trans isomerase activity. The transcript is spliced from 5 exons. The record is from RefSeq and is a predicted model, not a curated record. Bases 211 to 540 code for a protein of 109 amino acids. Lineage: Eukaryota; Metazoa; Arthropoda; Insecta; Hemiptera; Cicadellidae.